GGAGUCCAGAGAACCCCUCUUGACCAUGCACGGCGCAAAAGGAAUCGAGAACCCCGCUUUUGUCCCUUCCAGUCCGGACACCCCACGCCGCGCGUCUGCUUCGCCGUCCCAGGUGGAGGUCUCUGCUGCGACCUCCAGGAACCAGAAUGAGGAUUCUCAGCCUCGGGAAUCUGAGGAGCCCCAGAAGUCAAUGGAGCCACCUCUGCCUUUUUCAACUCCUCCAGCUCCUGAUGAACCGCCAGGAUCACAGCUGUGCGAGCUAGAGGAGGGACCAUGCGGGUGGAGGGACUUCCACCCCGGGUGUCUCCAGCUUUGCAACACACCACAAGGCUUUCUGCUUCAUUACUGCCUCUUGGCCCUCACUCAAGGUAUUGUAGUAAAUGGCCUAGUAAAUAUUAGCAUUUCCACCAUUGAGAAGCGCUAUGAAAUGAAGAGCUCACUGACUGGCUUGAUAUCAUCCAGCUAUGACAUCUCCUUUUGCGUGCUAUCUUUAUUUGUAUCGUUCUUUGGCGAGAGGGGCCACAAACCCCGCUGGCUUGCCUUUGCAUCCUUUAUGAUAGGAUUGGGGGCACUGGUGUUUGCCUUGCCACACUUUUUUAGUGGAAGAUAUGAAUUGGGAUCCCUCUUUGAAGAUACUUGCCUGACAACAAGGAAUAGCACCAGCUGCGUGUCUUCAUCCUCUUUGCUUUCUAACUACUUGUAUGUCUUUGUCCUGGGACAACUGUUACUUGGGACUGGAGGAACUCCACUCUACACCCUGGGAACGGCCUUUAUUGAUGACUCUGUGCCCACACACAAGUCUUCUCUAUAUAUAGGAAUCGGCUACUCCAUGUCAAUCCUAGGCCCUGCCAUUGGCUAUGUGUUGGGUGGACAACUGUUGAGAAUGUACAUUGAUGUUGCAAUGGGACAAAGUUCUGAUGUCACUGAGGAUGAUCCCCGGUGGUUGGGUGCUUGGUGGAUUGGAUUUCUUUUAGCUUGGCUCUUCGCUUGGUCUUUGAUAAUACCUUUCUCCUGUUUUCCAAAGUAUUUACCAGGAACAGCAAAAAUUCAAGCUGGCAAAACUUCCCAGACUCAUCAGAAUAGUAGUAAUUCCUUCCAACAUACAGAUGAAAAUUUUGGGAAAAGUAUUAAAGAUUUUCCAAGUGCUAUAAAGAAUUUGAUGAGGAAUACUGUCUUUAUAUGUUUAGUUCUAUCAACUACUUCUGAAGCAUUAGUUACUACGGGAUUUGCCACGUUUUUACCUAAAUUUAUAGAAAAUCAAUUUGGAAUGACAUCCAGCUUUGCAGCUACCCUUGGAGGGGCUGCUUUAAUCCCUGGAGCUGCUCUUGGUCAAAUCUUAGGUGGUGUUCUUGUUUCAAAAUUCAAAAUGAAGUGUAAAAAUACAAUGAAGUUUGCAUUGUUUACGUCUGGAAUAGCACUUAUGCUGAGUUUUGUAUUUAUUUAUGCAAAAUGUGAAAAUGAGCCAUUUGCUGGUGUUUCUGAAUCAUAUAAUGGGACAGGAGAACUGGGGAAUUUGACUGCUCCCUGUAAUGCCAAUUGCAACUGUCUGCGGUCCUAUUAUUACCCCCUCUGUGGGAGUGAUGGGAUCCAGUACUUUUCCCCCUGCUUUGCAGGUUGUAUAAACUCGGUUUCAAGCAGGAACCCAAAGGUAUAUUACAAUUGUUCCUGUAUUGAAAAGAAAGCAGAAAUCACAUCGACUGUAGAAAGUACUGACUUUGAAGCUAAAGCUGGAAAAUGUGAAACUCGGUGUGCAAACUUGCCCGUAUUUCUUGGCAUUUUCUUCAUUAUUGUUGUCUUUACCUUUAUGGCAGGUACUCCAAUAACUGUGUCUAUAUUAAGGUGUGUCAAUCACAGUCAGCGGUCUCUAGCAUUGGGAGUACAGUUCAUGUUACUGCGGUUGAUAGGCACAAUACCUGGACCAAUUAUAUUUGGCGUCACAAUAGACAGCACAUGUGUUCUGUGGGAUGUCAAUGAAUGUGGAGUUAAAGGAGCUUGCUGGGUUUAUGAUAACAUCAGGAUGGCCCACAUGCUGGUAGCCAUAAGUGUUACUUGUAAAGUCAUCACCAUGUUCUUCAAUGGACUUGCAAUUGUCCUCUAUAAACCACCACCACCAGGCACAGAGGUGUCAUUUCAAAGUCAGAAUGUUGUUGUGUCUACUAUUUCCAUAGAAGAGGAUCUCAACAAAGUUGAAAAUGAAGGAUGAGAAAGGAAAAGAGAAUGCUUUGGAAAACUGGCUCCUGUCUGUAAGAACACACUGUCCCAGGACACCAUUUUCUAGUUCAUGUUAGACUUUUCCCUUAUGAACCCAUGUUCCACAAUUGAGGUUGUGUGUUGUCUAUGUACAGAUACCUAUGUUUGUUAUAAUGCAAAAAAAAAAAAAAAAAAAGAAAAAAAAAGAAAGAAAGAAAAGAAAAACAAAGAAAAAAACCAACCAAACAAAAAAAUCCUGUGCCUUUAAAGUUCACCAGAAGCCACAAACCAUACAGAUUCUUAUUGGCUUCCAUUGUCUAGCCAUGAGAUCAUCAAGGCAUAACAACAGUGGCUAACAACAAGUAAUUAAAAAUUUACAGUGAAAAACCACAGGUGCAUAAAUACAAAUUAAAACAUCAGUUUUUGUUUUCCUUUUUGUAAGACCUCACAGAUCCCCAGCUUCCCAGGAACUCCGGUAGCAAAGGAUGACCUUUGAUUCCUGAUCCAACUGGCACUACACCUCAAGUAUUGGUGUCAGAAGUGUAUGUCACCACCAGGGCUCACAUUGACAUUUUUAAACUCUUUAUGUAACUAGUUACACUUCAAUUUUCAUCAUCAAUAUUUUCAAUUUAUUUGAGAAGUUUACAGCAUAAACAUUUAAGCUAAUCAAAUUUAUGUGACAGUUUUUGGGAGUAGUUAUUUAAAAAUCAUGAAAUUCAAGGCAGCCUUACAAUGUAAUUUGUUUUUAUAUUAUAUUUCCUGUUCUGCCAUUUAUUUUCAUAGUAAGUUGCUGAACUGGUAGAAUGUAGCAUAGUUAUCUUCUUUGUGUUCUAGUGCGUUUCCAGCCUUAGGCACAUCAGCAUUGACUAUAAAUGUUUUCAACUUAAAAUAAGACUUCUAGGAAGUAAUUUGUUAAUAUUAUUGACUUUUAACACUAAAACAUGAUUCUGUGAGAGUAUUAUUGAAUUAUAUAUUUUUAGAGGAAAGAACCAGCUCCGCCAAUGGAAAGUGCCAUGUAGACCUGAGAAGCUGUCACAGUGCACUAUUGACAAAUGCCUAUGCAUUGAAUACUUCAAAUUUUAUUUUCCAACCUAACCACUUAGCACAUUACUUAGAGGAACCCAAGCAGAGUUUCGUUUAAUAAGCAUCAGAUAUUAGUUAAAAGUUUUAAAUUCUAUAAUGCAUUUACCAGAAGUGCAAGUAGUUCAUUUGUCUGACAUCAGAAGACCUAAGGCCCAUCUGUGUGGGUCCCUGACAAAUUUCCUUAAAAUACUGAAGAGACUGGUUUUUUAGCAUCAGCAAAACUAACUCACUAUUGUGAAAACUACUUCUAAAUAAGGAAUGUAGGCCUGCCUCUGGAGGCAGAGGCAGGAGGAUCUCUGUGAGUUCAAGACCAGCCUCGUCUACAAGACCAGCCUCGUCUACAAGAGCUAGUUCCAGCACAACCUUCAAAACCACAGAAAGACCCUGUCUGGGAAAAAGAAAGAAAGAAAAGUAUUCCAAGCCUAAGGAUGUGGCUGAAUGCAAUUUCUAAAUCUAAAUCUGAUACUCGGUAUUGAGAAGGUCUACUCAAAACUGAGGGUCAUUAUAAUUGAGUUGUUUUUGCAAAUUAAAGCUUCUACUUAAUAAGGUUUGAAAUCCUGUUGCCCUGCCAGCCAGCACCAGACAGCGCCACCCUCGGUAUUUCUUAAUAAGCCUCAUGUACCAGAUUCCCCAUCAGGACAACACGGACCUGGGGGAAAGACCUAGAAGAAAGUAGGAGUCAACAGCAUUAUAAUUCUAAGAAUUUAUAUUUCUGUGUCUGGUGGCAAUCUGUGUGGGAUCAAGGACCUCAGACCCUGAUAGCACUUAGAGGCUUAAAUCCAAGAAGUAGUAAUGAGCUAGGAGUUUAACUUGCAAGCACCUUGAAUAGUAAAUGCAGUCUCAGGAAACAGAGGGCUAGACCUACUUAACUCAGGAAUAUUUAUGUACCAAAAAAUUAAAAUAAAUGGUACAGCCAAAAUCCAGGUGUUUGGGGGAGGAGAUCACUAAAGGGACAAUACAAGAAAGACAGGAAACACACAUGAUACCUCAGGUGAGAAUAUGCAUCCCCAUCUUCCAGGCAUAUUAUAAAUACUCCUCCAUUAUGGCCAAGGGUAAUAGAAGUUAGACUUUCUACAUCCUAUGUGGAAGCAUGGAAUCUGGUAGAAAAACAGUAACAUAAUGGCAUUCUUGAGAAGUUCAGGGAUAGAAAUAUGAAAUGAGAAUAAGAAAUAAAACAGAUGAUCCAUACAAAUAGGUUAGUAUAUGGCCUUAACUUAGGGAGAAGGAAAAAAAUAUCUUAAACUUCUAGCAAACAGGUCAAUAAACAGUUGGCAUCCAUAAUGAUUAGUGUUCAUCACACUGACAUUGUCUUCAGUAUACUCAGUUUUGAAGUAUUUUUUUUGUAUUUUUUUAAACAAGCUUGCAAAUGAAAAUGGUUAAAGGGAACCAAUAACUUUCGAAUUGCAUGUACACAUUAAGAAAGGAUACGUUCAUUUGAGAUAAGGUAAAUACACUACUGUAAUCUUCAUUGUUUAUACUUGUAAAUUCAUGUAUGUUGGUAUGAUACUUUGAGAGUCCAUGUUCAUAAUAUGUGUUGGUCACAGCUUGUAAUUAUUUUAAAACAACUUUCAGGUGGACCUGCUGUAAUUUUGUACAUAUUUGACUAUAUUUUAAAUUUUGUCAUAUUUUAAUUUUCUUAACUGCAGAAAACAGAAAUAUAAAACUCAUACAUGUGAGGAAAUUGUAUACAUUUGACCUUGAUAUGUACAUUGGGAAAAGAUAUACAUACAUGAAAUAUAGACCUAUUUUCUUUGUUGAAAACAGCUCUGUAAACAAUUACUACAUGUAACUUUGAUUAAAUCAGAAUAUUUGUAUUA
Molecule: messenger RNA, 5090 nt
Organism: Phodopus roborovskii (desert hamster)
Lineage: Eukaryota; Metazoa; Chordata; Mammalia; Rodentia; Cricetidae
Gene: Slco4c1
Product: solute carrier organic anion transporter family member 4C1
Exons: 13
Coding region: 26-2203 (725 amino acids)
Biological process (GO): transmembrane transport; sodium-independent organic anion transport
Cellular component (GO): membrane
Molecular function (GO): protein binding
Source: RefSeq, a predicted model, not a curated record